GUCACACUUUGCGUUACGCUGUUUCUAUCUCGCCCGUUCUGCCUUCGCUGCCGUAUAACACCAUCACGCUCGCACGACCGCACGACGAAUACCCCUACCAUCGUGAGCACGACCAACGCUGCAGGGGUGCUCAACCGUUUCCUCGCUUUCCGAACUCGACCGAGCAGUGCGCACACUAUCGACUCGCCCUUGCGAGCCCCUGCCAGCGCAUGCGCGUACGAGCGAGCGAGCGAGCGAGCGAACGAUCGAGUUGGCUACGCGAUAUGAUAUAUUUUUUGACAAAACGAAUAUCGUUUAUUAAUACGGUUAUAGGUUUCGUACCCGCGUUUCGAGUGCGAUUUACACUUUUUUAAGUUGAUUUCCAGUGUUUUUAGUUUAGUUUGAGUAUUAGGUUAAUUUCUUUAGGUGCGCAUGGUGAAGUAUAGUGUAGUGUAGUUUAGAAAAGUGUUGUGUAUUGUAGUGUAGUUUAGUGCGCAGGGCAGUGUAGAUUUAGUGUAAGGAGAUUAUUUUCGUAACGUACGUUUCGUGUACGUUUUGUGGUUCAAUUUGUUGUUCCUGCGUGGAACGUGUGUUCCUGUGUUCCUGUGUUCCUGUGUUUCUGUGUUCCGGCGUUUUCUUGCAAUUCUGUUUUUGCUACGAUAUGGAGCAUAAUGAGGAAAGUGUGGGCAACGGUUGCCCUAUGAUUGACAUCAUGUCAGCCCCAGUUACAGAACCCUAUCCACAAACCAUGCAGCCCUCCGUAAGUGAUAUAGUCUCACAGAAUCUCACUCCACCGGAAGAAACUCCGAACGAAAAGAAAGCAAGGCUUCAAAGGAAGCGACAGGCGUUGUACAGGGCCAAGAAGCGCCUCCCGGGUGCAGCUCCUACGCUGGCAGCUGUACAGGACGACCAACAGGCUGUACCUUCAACUUUGGCCGGGUCAUCCUUAUCAGCAGCUUCUGCAAUCCUGCAACAACAACAACGAAGGAAUACAGACGAUGAAUUGCUCAAUGAAAUCGCUGGACAAUACUCCACCCCACCGGAUGAAACACCACCCGAGAAGAAGGCAAGGCUCGCCAGAAAGCGACAAGCGCUGUACAGGGCCAAGAAGCGCCUCGCGGGAGCAGCUCCUACGGUGGCAGCUGUACAGGACGACCAACAGGCUGUACCGUCUACUUCGGCCGGGACAUCCUUAUCAGGAGCUCCAGCAAUCUUGCAACAACAACAACUACGAAGGAAUAUUGACGAUGAUUUGCUCAAUGAAAUCGCUGGACGGUACUCCACCCCACCGGAUGAAACACCACCCGAGAAGAAGGCAAGGCUCGCCAGAAAGCGACAGGCACUGUACAAUGCCAGGAAGCGCAUGGUGGAAACUCCGAAUGUCGCAACUGUGGUCAACCGCGCCCCAGCACCAGCAUCAGCACCAGUACCAGCACCAGCACCAGCACCAACACCAGCAUUGGUAGACCCAACUGCAGCAGUUGCUAUCCGAGUGCCAAUACAUCAGCAGCUACAAACAUACGUGCGCCAUCUUCGCGACCAUGAAGCAGAUCAGCAGCGACAAUUCAUAGCCCGGCGUCGUAUGACCGGCCAUCUGAGAGUAGCACAUGGGAACCAUGAGUCGUACAGUUGUCCCUCGCUUCAUACGCUUGCACCACGCGUGCCUUGCAAUUUCUGUUCCGCUCUCAAGUGGCCUGGAGAGCCGCCCAGUGUGUGCUGCAACAGUGGACAAGUUGUGCUUCCACCGUUUCCCGAACCGCCAGCAGAGUUGCGCCAACUAUUUGACGUGCCGCAAUUUCUGCUCAACAUCCGGCGAUACAAUAAUGCGUUUACCUUCACCUCUAUCGGUGCCUCAAUACGAGGAAAUGACCCAGUACGCCAGGAUCUACGAGUCGGUCACGGUGGAAUUUACAACUAUCGCAUACAAGGACGUCCACCAUGCUACGCACAGCUGUACUUUUAUGAUUCAAGCUCGGAGGGUCAGUACGACGAAAUGCUGAACGCUCGCGUAUACCAGGCAUCGAUCAACGGCGUUACAAUGCACCGACUGCAGAUGAAGAUACUUGCAGCCUGUGUUUGA
Anopheles merus is the source of this 2059-nucleotide messenger RNA. RefSeq lists its product as uncharacterized. The coding region runs from base 641 to 2059 and encodes 472 amino acids. The record is from RefSeq and is a predicted model, not a curated record. Lineage: Eukaryota; Metazoa; Arthropoda; Insecta; Diptera; Culicidae. The transcript is spliced from 4 exons.